Rosa rugosa (rugosa rose) is the source of this 2120-nucleotide messenger RNA. RefSeq lists its product as uncharacterized. The coding region runs from base 182 to 1906 and encodes 574 amino acids. The transcript is spliced from 2 exons. Lineage: Eukaryota; Viridiplantae; Streptophyta; Magnoliopsida; Rosales; Rosaceae. The record is from RefSeq and is a predicted model, not a curated record.
AUUUUAAGAGAGCCGGGGUAGCUAAAGAAAAACAGGAAAAAUUUAUAGGUGAGAAGCAGCGGCACAUUUAAACCCCCCAGACGUACGUACCGACUAAACUCGUUCUGGAUUUGAGACUAGCUUACCUGCUCUCACGCUAACCCCAGCCGCACACCACCAGAUCUGCGAGGUCCGAACUGAAAUGGAGGUUGAAGACUGCGACUUCAACAUGGGCAGCUGGAUCCUGAUGCGCUUCACCAAUCCGACGCGCAAGGAGCACCUAGAGAUUCGCCAAAUCACAGUCGCCAUGGCCCAUGACUUCAUAGCGCAGAAGGUUGCUCCCUCCGCCGUUGCCUACUUGGAGGCCACGUGUUUGUCUCUGUCCCAGCUCCCGUCCUCCUCCGAGCCUCACGUCAUCGAGGCCCUCUUCACAAUUCUCUCCGUCGUCAUUCCACAAGUCUCACCCGAAAUUCUGAAUAGCCGCAGCAAGUUGGUAUCCGAGGCCGUGGUCCGUCUUCUCCGAAUUCAACCCUCAUCUUUGAAUAACAAUGCAGGCGCGUUGGGACUGAAAUGCAUAUCACAGUUGCUCGCUGCUAUUAUCCUCAACAACAACUCUAACUCUAACUCUACCUGGUCCGACGUUUCCUACUUGUACGACUACUUACUCGACUUCACCACCAGUUCCAUCCUUCGGGUGAGGAAACCAUCAUCUCAUGUGAUUGGGGAGCUGCUGCAAAGUUUCCAAGGCACACCGCAUCUUGCCCCUGCAAGUGAAGCCCUUACUAGCUUGUUUGAAAGGUGGUGGCUUCCUGUGCUUUCUGGUGGUGGCGCAUCAAAUACUGCUGCUGCUGCUGCCUUGACUCGGCGAGGAGUCCCAGAGUACUGGUAUCUUUUGGAUGUUAUGAAAAUAUGUCUCGUCUUCAUGCCUACCAAGUUCAAGCUAGCAGUUCUCAAUUACUUUAAGGCUAUCUUCGAACUCAUCUUGGAACUGGAAGCGCAUAGACCCCCUGUUACGGUGCGCCUAGGGUGGUGCCUUCAUAGAGUCUGCCUCCACCCAUCUACAGAUGUUCCACCACAGCUGUUGCUCGACCUCUUAUGCUUGGUAUCUAAGUCUGUCUCUAGAAAAGUUCCACACGCGCAUGAGGGGUACACCACGUCCUCAUUGCUCAAUACUGGAGUGGCAAAAGUUUAUUCCUCCAACAGGGGAAUCUGUGUGAGUAAACUCCCUCUUGUGUUUCAUGCACUCAAAAUUUUGAUGGGGAAACCUGUACAAGAGGAUGACGGCAAUAUAGAAGAGGACAUUGACGCAGCAGCAAACGCAUUCAAGUGUGUCAUUCAUGCUUGCGUUGAUCAAGGCUUGAUCAAACAGGGAGUUGACCAGAUCGGUGCCAUUGCAAACAAGUAUGAGCCUCAGCCUCAGGAGUCGACCAUAAUAGAAAAAUUGUGUGCUACUAUUCACAGCUUGCUUGGUUAUCACCAGACUAAUGCUCCUGCUCUCAGCAUGGACCUUGCAUUUGAAGUUGUUUCGACAAUGUUCGAUAAAUUAGGGGCAUAUGCUUCUUAUUUCAUGAGAGGUACACUGGAGAGGUUGGCAGACAUGCACAAGUUGCCUGAUGAAGAAUUCCCUUUCAGGAAGCAGGCUACACUUCUUCUAGGAUCCCUUGUCGAGGAGAAAUGUGGGCUUCAUGAUGAUAUCAAUAUUAGGGCUGUCCUGCCUCAAGAACAACUCAUGGCACUGCUUGCAGAUUACAGGGGCCUUAAGUCCCAAAAAAAGUCGGAACUUUCUCAUCGAAAACGGAAGAUGGGGUUGAAUAUUGGGUCCCCCCCAGGAAGCUUGCCAUACGAUUGUUCACCAGAGAUGAUGGCUGAGGCAGCUAAAGCUGCGGUAUCUGGUGCUGCGCAGAUAGCAAAGAAGAUUAAACUCUAAGAAAGCCAGGCUUCCUUCCACUUCAAUUAACACAGCUGCUCAUGAUGAUGCAUGCUUAUAAUUAAUUAACCUCUUGUCUCUAGUAUAUUAGCUCUUUGUGACCUGUACUAUUUUAUUUUAGCUCAAGGCCCGUUCCCUUUUAAGUUAAAACUAUGUUAUAAACGGGGUGAAACAAGUGCUUAAGCUUAAGGUUAUUGUUCAAUAAAGUCUUUUG